AUGCCUUUCUCCAGCCCUUCAGGCAAAGGUAUCCUGUCAGGUCACGCAGAUGGCUCAAUCAUCCGCUAUUUCUUCGACGACGAGGGCUCGGGCGACACACAGGGAAAGAUUUCCACCCACCCAUCACCCCCCUACGCACUGGCAUUCUCUCAGAACGCCAUUGUAGCAGCAGGCUGUGAUAAACGCAUCAUCGCGUACGGCCGAGACGGGAGGAGCUUCCAGCACUUUGAUUACAGUCGGGAGGAUGACGAGCAUGAGAUCACAGUGGCCGUCUGCUCUCCCAGUGGACAGAAUGUGGUGCUCGGCAGUUUUGACAAGUUGCGGGUUUUGAACUGGAGCCCCCGACGUCAGAUGUGGGAGGAGCCUAAACUGAAGGAGAUCCACAACCUGUACACGGUCACUGCAUUGGCGUGGAAAAAAGAUGGCUCCCGGGUUAUUGCGGGUACGCUGUGCGGAGGUCUGGAGAUGUUUGACUGUUGCCUCAAGAGGACGCUGUACAAGAACAAGUUUGAGAUCACCCACGUGGGAGUCAGUCAGGCCAUUGUGAAGAACCUGUCCAACAACACCAAGGUGAUGCUCAAGUCCCACUACGGCUACGAGAUCGACGAGGUUCGCAUCAUGGGCCGGGACCGCUACCUCGUGGCUCACACCUCGGACACCCUGCUCCUCGGGGACAUGCUCUCCUCCAGGCUGAGUGAGGUCCCGUGGCAGGGCUCCGGUACUGAGAAGUACUACUUUGACAACGAGAAUGUGUGCAUGAUCUUCAAUGCUGGGGAGUUGGCACUCAUUGAGUACGGCGCUAAUGAGGUGCUGGGCUGCGUUAGGACAGAGUUCAUGAACCCACAUCUCAUCAGGUGA
Aplysia californica (California sea hare) is the source of this 858-nucleotide messenger RNA. Its product is annotated as intraflagellar transport protein 172 homolog. The record is from RefSeq and is a predicted model, not a curated record. Gene Ontology annotation, molecular function: protein binding. The coding region runs from base 1 to 858 and encodes 285 amino acids. Gene Ontology annotation, biological process: intraciliary transport. Gene Ontology annotation, cellular component: axoneme; ciliary basal body; intraciliary transport particle B. NCBI's taxonomy places the organism in Eukaryota, Metazoa, Mollusca, Gastropoda, Aplysiida, Aplysiidae. The transcript has 6 exons.